Messenger RNA from Wallemia ichthyophaga EXF-994, 1167 nucleotides. RefSeq names its product 26S proteasome non-ATPase regulatory subunit 6. The coding region runs from base 1 to 1167 and encodes 388 amino acids. Gene Ontology annotation, biological process: proteasome-mediated ubiquitin-dependent protein catabolic process. Lineage: Eukaryota; Fungi; Basidiomycota; Wallemiomycetes; Wallemiales; Wallemiaceae. The record is from RefSeq and is a predicted model, not a curated record. Gene Ontology annotation, cellular component: proteasome regulatory particle. The transcript has 2 exons.
AUGUCUUUAGAUAACGACGCUGUACCUGCGAUACCAAAUCUGGCGCUUGCGCAGUGUGUAUUUGUACUUCAGCAGCCAUCUCUAGCCCAUAUCCAUGACUCUACGCGUAAGACGCUGAUUGAGGCGAUAAAUAGGGACGAAAUGGCCCCUUUUGCUGCCUCUCUCCCAUCCUCCAUCCUCCCACAGAGCGAGAAAGACGCACUCGUAAGCACCCACCAGCCACGCAACCAAAGCACAGUCGAUGAAAUUCACCACGCUAUCACCAAAGCUCAAGCUGAAGAAGGCGAGUCUGAAAUCAGCGAUAACCUCCGCAAGCUCGCUGUUCAUUACGUGCGUAUUGGCGAUAAACCAGCUUCCAUUCCAGCCAUCACCGAGGCAAUCAACAAAACAGCCGGUAUCGGUCACAAGAUUGAUCUUAAUCUGCUUCUUAUCAGACUGGGGCUUUUCACCAACGAUCACCGUCUGAUCACCCAGCACAUCGCCGCUGCUCAAACCCUCGUUGACCAAGGCGGUGACUGGGAUAGACGUAAUCGUCUUAAAGUCUACGUUGGUCUUUAUGCGCUCAUGGUGCGCGAUUUCCACAAAGCCACCACUCAAUUCCUCGAUACUCUCUCCACUUUCACCUCUUACGAGCUUCUCGAGUAUGACGAAUUUAUCAUCUACACCGUCAUAGUAUCCCUCCUUACAUUGGACAGAGUGCAAUUAAAGCAGCGCAUUAUAGAGAGUCCGGAGGUAGUUGGAUUGAUGCACAACAACGCCUUGAUUAAGAAUCUCGCUAACAGUUUAUACGAUUGCAACUACGCCCUUCUCUUCAAAUCGCUUGCGGGGGUUGAGGAGACCUAUCUUCUUCCUUCUCGGUACUGGAGUGGUCAUGCGCGGUUCUACUCGCGCGAAAUACGUAUUAGAGCUUAUGGACAAUUACUGGAGUCGUACAAAUCACUCAACAUCUCUCACCUCGCUAACACUUUCGGCGUGAGUGACGCUUUCGUUCACAAGGAAUUCUCCUCUCUUAUCCCGGCCGGUCGUCUCAACUGCACACUCGAUAGCGUGGCCAAUGUUGUCGUCAGCAGUCGCAAAGAUGCCCGUGUGGGUAGCUAUCAAGGUGUCGUAGCUGGGGGCGAUAACCUCCUCAAUUCCGUGCAAAAGUUGGCACGUGUGUUGAAUUAA